AUGUUGCGAGUCGGUUCAUGGCUGUACGGCAAGAAGCCGACACAGUCGGUGGACUCCGCCGUUGAAACAAAAGACUUGGUGGAGGCGAUGCAAGCGGCGACGCUCAUCCUCAAUGACGAUGUCGACGGUGCAGAAGCCAAUCUCGCUACAGGGUCCUCGACUUUCCACCUGCUGGGCAAAGGCGUGGUCGCAUUCGUACGAGCGACGUUAGGAUUCGAGCAGGAGAUUAUGCGACAAGCCUCCGAACGACUCGGCGAAGCGGAAACUAGCGCGGGCAACGACCAAACUCGCGCGCAGCAGAACGCCAAUGCCCCCACUGCCUUCCACUCUGAUAUCUAUGCUUCCGGCUCGGAAUAUGCGCUUUGCCAAGCUAUUGCCCAGUUGAUGAGUGCCGUUGUGGGGGUACUGAACGAAAGCCUGACGGAAAGUAUCAAGGCUUUCUACAGACUGAGAAAGGCUUAUAUUACGCUAGACGCCAUUAUGAAGAUGGAAGAAAAGUUUGUGGAAUCACAAAAUCUAAAAAAGGUGCUACUGCCCAGCACCAGCGACCUCUCGAAGUCGAGUGCCGAAUGUCCGCACAACAAGUUAGACUUGUCGAGUCAGACCUCGAAAAGAGAUGGCAAAGUGGCUACAGCUGAAAGUGCUGAGCUCAACCGAUCAUUAACCGGCUUGACCAUAGCCCCAGAGGUAGCGUCUCCGGGUGCCUCGACAGGCAUUUCAACGCCCUCUGCAAAGCACAUUCAUCACGACCCUGAUUCGGAGAUUUUCAAGAACGAAAUCGACGUUUUCGUGCAUUCCGGCUCUAACUUCUGCUUCGGCAUUCUUCUUCUACUAAUCUCCAUGGUCCCGCCAGCGUUCAGCAAGUUACUUUCCAUCAUUGGCUUCCACGGCGACAAGCAACGGGGACUGAGGAUGCUCUGGCAGGCCAGCAAGUUCCACAACUUGAUCGGCGGCAUGGCUGCCUUGGCAUUGCUUGGCUAUUACAAUGGCUUCGUUCGCUACUGUGAUAUCAUGCCUGACCCGACUCCUGGUGAGACCGAUGUCGAAGGGUACCCCCAGGAGAGACUCGCUGCUUUACUGGCCGAGAUGCGGUCCCGAUUCCCUAAAAGUCAGCUCUGGCUGCUAGAAGAAUCGCGCAUGAAAGGUGCGAAUAAAGAUUUGGAAGGUGCUCUUCAGCUGUUGAGCACGAAUACCAAGAGCCCGCUCAAGCAGGUUGAGGCAUUGUGUGUUUUUGAGAAGAGUUUGAAUGCAUUAUUCCUUCACGAAUAUGAUGUCUGCGCUGAGGCAUUCAUUGAGUGCGUGGAUCUCAACUCCUGGUCCCGGUCACUCUAUUACUACAUCGCCGGAUCAUGUCACGUAGCCCUAUACCGACGAAACAUUUCCGACCCCAAGCUGGCCGAAGAACACGCCAAGAAAGCCGCUUUGUACAUCCGCGAAGCACCCGCCCACGCCGGUAAAAAGCGUUUCAUGGCCCGCCAACUCCCAUUCGACGUCUUUGUCACCCGCAAAAUCGCCAAGUGGGAAGCACGUGCCAAAGAGUGGAACGUGCCCCUGGUGGAUGCCAUCGGCGUGGACCCCAUCGAAGAGAUGAUCUUCUUCUGGAACGGCCACAGCCGCAUGACCGAAGCACAGCUCGAAGAAUCCCUCACACGACUAGCCUGGUGUGAAAGCAACGCGAACAAGACCUGGUCCCGGGAAGGCACAGAAGAAAAAGCCAUCCUGGAACUUCUCCGAGCGGCUGUCCUGCGCUCAUUGUGCAAAUACGACGAGGCGAAGAAGAUCCUACAGACUCGCGUGUUGAAUCAUGAUAAGUCCCUGUUCAAGGGCCAUCUGAAAGACGACUGGGUACACCCAGUUGCGCACUUUGAGAUGGCGGCUAACUCCUGGAUGGAGCGUUCUACUUACCAGGCGCUUCAUGGGUUGUCGGCAACCACUCCGGCAGUUGAAUCUGACAUGACAUCCACCCACUCUGGGAGCAGUACCCAGAUAGAAACCGAGAGGAAGCAGGUGCGCCAUUGCAAGGAGUACCUCGACCACGCUGCUCGAUGGGAAAGCUACGAAUUGGAUGCCCGCAUCGGUCUCAAGGUCACAGCUGCCAUGGAGGCAGUCCACAAGUGGGAGAGUAUGCAUCCAUCCACUUAG
Messenger RNA from Penicillium antarcticum, 2142 nucleotides. Its product is annotated as TTC39/IML2 family protein. NCBI's taxonomy places the organism in Eukaryota, Fungi, Ascomycota, Eurotiomycetes, Eurotiales, Aspergillaceae. The record is from RefSeq and is a predicted model, not a curated record. The transcript has 6 exons. Gene Ontology annotation, cellular component: mitochondrial outer membrane; nucleus; cytosol. The coding region runs from base 1 to 2142 and encodes 713 amino acids.